AGGACAAGUCCCACGAAUUCGAGCAGAGCUGGAAGGAGGUCGCGCGCUUCCACCAGAGGCAGGAGGGCUACCUCUUCACGAAGUUCCUCAGGGCCGACGCGAAGGUGAAGGACAUGGGAACGCCGCAGUUCGACUACGUGGAUAUCGUGCAGUGGUCCACAGGCGACGCCCAGCGGCGGGCGACCCUGAGGACCGGCUACCGGCAGCUCAUCGAGGACUUGCAGGCGCACCAGAAGGCGCCUGGCACGCCCGAGGCCAGCUGCUCACCGCUCAUGUACAGCGUGGUCGUCGACGACACGCCUUCCAAGUACUGACCGUCUUCCAGGGGGAGGAGGCAGGCACCGCCUUCACUCGGUGCCCAGUGGAGGGGGGGAGUAGGAGUCGAGCGUCGGCCAGGAGGCUCUUCUCCUGCUCCUCGCCGUCCUCUUCCGCUUCCGCAAACCCUUGCAGCCGCCUCCGUCCAUCCCACCUUGGAGCUCUCUCCCUGAGUGGAGCGACCGUGGUGUCCUGCGCGUCUCUGCGGCGCCUCGCUGAGCUGUUCGGCGCGCCUCCGCCUCCUGCGGGCAUGGGCCGUCCGUGUCGGGCACGCCUUGCGCCGUAUCUUCUAGCCCCCCCCCCGCAUCGGAUUCCUCCUCUCUUUUUACCUUCCUCUCUCCUCCCCCUCUGCCCCCUUCCCCAUUGUCCAUUCCUGCCUCCUCCCUUCCUCC
Messenger RNA from Prorocentrum cordatum, 707 nucleotides. NCBI's taxonomy places the organism in Eukaryota, Dinophyceae, Prorocentrales, Prorocentraceae. The record is from the annotation of a GenBank genome assembly.